This is a messenger RNA of Mangifera indica (mango), 1230 nucleotides long. RefSeq lists its product as uncharacterized. Lineage: Eukaryota; Viridiplantae; Streptophyta; Magnoliopsida; Sapindales; Anacardiaceae. The transcript is spliced from 6 exons. The record is from RefSeq and is a predicted model, not a curated record. Bases 107 to 892 code for a protein of 261 amino acids.
GUGCUAGACACAUAGAUAAGUCGUGAUCGGGAAAACACCAUUUCACUUCUUCAGCCAGCUUCAAAGGGCUUUCGACAUUUUACAUAAACAGGUGCCCUGACGAUCAAUGGGUGAAGUUUUGUUUGAACUUGAACAAGUUCUCAGGACCAAACAGGAGAGAUUGACACCUGCUGAAGAAAAGUUUCUUCUAACAUGCAAGUCUAAGGCUAUUAGGGAGUUUACGGCUGGUGCACUUGUUGGAUCUGGUGUUGCAUGGUUAGCAACAUGGAGGAUCAAUAAGGCUUUUCGAGUCAGCCUUUCAGGGGGAGCUGCUAUUGUCUGCGGAUUGUGGAGAUUUGGUAGUUCCCUUGAAUCAUGUGUUGAUAGUAUUCUUGGAACAGAUGGAAGUCGGCUGCAGAAAGAGUUAGCAAACAUAAUAGUGAACAAGUACCGAGAUGAUCCUUGGAGAAUGCAGCUUAUCUCUAAACAUUUUUAUUCAGAGAAAGUUUAUGAUGAUUCAACCUCAGAUCAGCCAAAAUUAAGAUGGCGCUACAAGAAUUUUUUUAGUGAUAAUGCUGCUCAUAGUCAAAGUACACAUGAAAAUGACUCUUAUGGUGACUCUCAAUCAGAUUCUCACAACAAUUCCCACAAGGAGGCCCACAGUGACUUCCAGAAUGACUCUAGCAGCAAAAAGAAUCAUUUUGAGUCAAAGAAAAUUCUUGUGAAAUCUGAUGCUGAUAUGGUUAUGGAUCCUCUAGAUUGUGUUUUUGGCAAUACUGCAGCAACGGAGGAGAUUCAUCACCCUAAUACCUCAAGCACGCCUACCAGGGUACUCACUCGUAACCAUAAAAGAUCUCGCCGACGUCGUCGCAUGCGCCAUCAUGAAGGUUCCCUGGAUCCUCAAUAUGCAUAAGUGCACCAAAUUGAUUUUCAUGAACAGCUUGGAGGGAAAACCACAGAGAAAAGGUUGAGCAUAAACAUCAUCGACCUUGUUAAGGUUAAAAUUGCAAAUCUGAAUGCUGAAUCUUUGCCAGGUACAUUAUUGACUAUAAAUCGUUCCUCAUGAGGUGAAUUGUCUAAUGAAUUUAUAGUUAACUAGACAAUGAGGUUUUCUGUGCACUAUUUGUUCUCUGUGCAUUAUUGAUGCAAACCCGGCAUUUUUCUCUGAAAUCUGGGGAAAGGGCUGGUAUUUGUGAUCACUUUCUAAACAUUUCUCUGUGGCUUAAAGUCAAUGGUUUUUGUGCUUCCUCA